AUGCCCCCUCCCCAACCCUCCCCCCAAACCCUCUCUCUCUUCCUCCGUGCCCAAACCACCCUCUACGGCCCCCUCAUAACCACCACCUCCACCCCCCAAACCUGGACCCCACCCCCCAACUCCGGCGGGCAUUUAGGCCGCUACCUCUGGACGGACGCCAUCGGGGUCCUAAACUUCCUCACAUUACACCGCAUCCACCCCUCCCCUCCAUCCCCAACGCACUACCUAACCCUCGCCUCCCGACUCAUCGAAUCCGUGCACAACACCCUCGGGCGCACGCGCAACCCUCCCCACCAAUACCUCCCCGGAGCAUCCCCCUCCCACCCAUUGUCCGGCGGCCUCCGCAUCGGCAAACCCUCCGCCAGCGGGCGAGACUGCGACGGGCAGUACCACCAUUACCUGACGCUAUGGAUGUUCGCGCUGAACCGGAUGAGUGUGGCGAGUGGGGAGGGGAAGUGGAAUGCUUUAGCUGUUGAAUUAGGAAGAGCUAUACAUCCGAGGUUCUUCAUCAGCGGAGUUGAUGGAAGGAGACUGGAUAGGAUGGUAUGGAAGAUGGAUACGGAGUUGCAGAGGGUGUUGGUGGGAAGUGAGGGGAAUUUGGACCAUGUUGAUGGGUUUGUGGUGUUUCGGGUUGUGAGGGCUUAUGAGAUUGCAAAUGGGGGGGAUAAGGGGGUGUUGGAGGAGGAGAUUGAGGAUUAUAGGAGGGUGAUGAGACGGAAGGGAAGGCAGAGGGUUAGUGACGAUUUGUUGGAUUUGGGGAUGGGGCUUUGGACGGCGCAUUUGGUGGAAACUGGGGAUGGGGAGGAGGAGUGGGCGGGGGAGUUGUUGGGGAGGGCGGUUGAGAGGGUUUAUGAUUUGUUUGAGAAUAAGCGCUAUCUCCAGCGUGAUCCGCGGUAUCGGUUGGCGUUUAGGGAAUUCGGUGCUGCGAUGGGGAUUCGCUGUGUUGCGGAGCAGCAGGCCGAGAAGGAUACCGCGGUUGAUCUGAAGGUGUAUGCGGAUCAAAUUGUGGAUUUCUGGGCGCCGUAUAUGGCGGGUGAGGAGGAGGAUGAUAUUGAAGAUUUGAGGCCUAUCACGCAGGUGAUGUAUGCGUCGGCGUUGAUUCCGGGAGGUGAGUUCACCAUUCAUAUUCUGAGGUAG
Messenger RNA from Aspergillus niger, 1137 nucleotides. RefSeq lists its product as uncharacterized. NCBI's taxonomy places the organism in Eukaryota, Fungi, Ascomycota, Eurotiomycetes, Eurotiales, Aspergillaceae. The transcript has 2 exons. The record is from RefSeq and is a predicted model, not a curated record. The coding region runs from base 1 to 1137 and encodes 378 amino acids.